UGCUUCUUUAGGAGAACGUCUGCUUGCUCACAUGUGAAACUUCAGCCGGUUUUUAAAGGAAGCGCGUUGGAGCGAGGCGGACCUGCAGCUCCAGGACUUCAGCUUUCCUCCUCCGGACAGGUUGGUCCUGAGCAGACCUCCCCCCCUGCUCCCCCCUCCUCUCUGCUGCGGUAAAAUCUCCUGAGUGGCUGCAGCUCUCCCUCCGUGGGACUCUCCUCCCUCCUGCUCCUCCUCCUCUGCAUCCCCCUCAGCGGGGGUUUCAGUGCAGAGCCGGAGCGCAGAGCGGAGAGGUCCCCGCUGAGGAGAGCUUCUGGGUUCCUUCUUCAUGCAGCGGAGGUCACUUCUCCUGGCUGCCGAGGCGCUGAGCCCCCCCUGCUGACCCCCCCCCCUGCCUCUCCGUCCAGCAGCAGCAGCAGCAGCAGCGCAGCGUAAAGCCAUGGAUGUGGUUAAGAGCCGCCUGCUGGGCAUCUCCGUGGCCGUGGCGCACGGCGUGUUCUCCGGUUCCCUCAACAUCCUCCUCAAGUUCCUGAUCAGCAAUUAUCACUUCGGCUUCCUGACGCUGAUCCAGUUCCUGACCAGCGUCACGGCGGCGCUCACCCUGGAGACGCUCCGGCGUCUGGGGAAGAUCCAGAUCCCCGCGUUCAGCACGCAGCUCUCCAAGGAGUUUGCGUCGGUGUGCAUCCUGUCCACGCUGCAGUCCACGCUGACGCUCUGGUCCCUGCGUGGCCUCAGCCUCCCCAUGUACGUCGUCUUCAAGCGCUGCCUGCCGCUCUUCACCCUCUGCAUCGGCGUCUGCGUCCUGAGGAACGCCAUGCCGACCGCCGGCGUGGUCACCGCCGUCAUCAUCACCACCGGGGGCGCCGUGAUGGCAGGCGCUGGUGACCUCACUGGCGAUCCCUUUGGUUAUGUCACCGGGGUGCUGGCCGUUAUCAUCCACGCCUCCUACUUGGUUCUGAUCCAGAAAACCAGUCUGGAGAGUGAGUAUGGACCUCUGACUGCGCAGUACGCCAUCACCAUCAUGGCGUCGCCGGUCCUGCUCAUCUGCUCCGUCAUCUCCAUGGAUGCCCUCAACAUGUGGUCGUACGAGGGCUGGAAGGAACCCCAGAUCACCGUCAUCUUCAUCCUGUGCAUCUUCAUCGGCUGUGCCAUGAACUUCACCACGCUGCACUGCACCUACAUCAACUCGGCCGUCACCACCAGCUUCGUCGGUGUGGUGAAGAGCAUCGCCACCAUCACCGUCGGCAUGCUGGCCUUUGAGGACGUGGCGCCCACAGGGCUGUUCAUCGGCGGCGUGGUGGUCAACACCGUCGGCUCCAUCACCUACUGCGUGGUCAAAUACUUUGAAACAAAGAGGAAGAGUUUGUAUGAGGACUUGGAGAAGGACGCCUCGCAGCCUGGGGACCCGUACACACAGAAACCACCUCUGGACCACGGAGAUCCGGCCGCUGGACCCGAUCCAGGAUGGUCGGAGGCGGGAGAAGUUCUGAGUGGAGACGGGGAAACGGGAGAGCCGCCCCAUUUAUCAAAUGGAGCGUUAACGGUGGGAGAGACCGCACAAGGAGAGGGAGGCUUAAAAUCUGUGGUGAUGAGUGAAAAAGACGUUGUGGAGAUGCAGAGAGAGCACCUGCAGAAGGAGAACGCCUCUGCUGGUCACUCAGCCACCGAUAACUUUGUAGGAGUAUGGAGGUCAAUCAGGAAUCUGCAGUUUACAAAGAAAGAAAAUCUGAUCGACAACAUGGAGCUCCAGAGUCCAUAAGGGAUGGAAACCCAAACAGGCUCUGGAGCAGAAACUAAAACUAAGCCAGAGGAGACCAGAGGAGCCUGAACUUCUUCUGGAAGUCUGCCAGGAACCUCUUUGUUCAGCCUCAGCCGUGCUUGAUGAAUGCUUGUUGGUCUAAUUGGCUGCUGUUGCUGCAUUACCUCAAGGAAAUCUCUUGUGCUGAGGAAUUAACGUCCCAGAAGCAGAAAGAGGUUCUCUUCAUUGUGAUGACUGAGAAGAGGUUCCAGGCGGAGAGCGCUGGGGGAGGAGCUGUGGGCAAAGCUACCUGUGGAGAUGAAUUCAGCUUCUCGUUGCCUUGGCAUGCUGGGAGGGCAGCGCAGAGCGCCGCAGCAUGACGCGGCCUCUAACCCAGCCGGUGCUGCCGCUCCCGUUUAACAUCCAAUCAGGGAAGAGUUUCAGUUUGUGCAUUAGAACCCGGUGGAUUGUUUGUUUACUGAACUCUGCAGGUCUGCUGCUUUACGUUUUAUAUGCUUCCAUAUCAUCAGCGUCAGAUCAUCAACAUGAAGCCAUGUCAACGUGUCAAAGUGAAAACGAUGGCACCGAGUGUUAUUCUGUGUUCUUCUGGGUCACCGGGGGGAGAAUCAGUGGUGCAAUGUGACAAUUAUUCACCUAAAAGAGCUAAAAUGAAGUAUUUUAACUGAGAAGUUUCUUUCCAUGACAUUUUGUACUUCUUUAUCACAGUAAUGGUGGAUGUUUUUUGGUUUUUAAUACACUGCAAUUUCUUUCCUCUUGUGCUGUUCUGAACUGAUGUGUCUACAACCAAAACGCUAAAAAUGCUUUUUAUUGUUUUCAGUGUUUGUUAAGCAGAGUGGAGACAAGAAAAAGCUCAGCUGUCUCCACAAAAAAUGAUUUCCAGCAGUGGUUUAGUGGCCUUUUUUUAAUUUACUGGAAGCUUUUUAUAAAACUCUAAACAUCAGAUUUAUUGAAGAACAACAUUUGAUUAUUUGUUUGUUUUAUGCUGUUUUAUGAGAAUAAUAAAGGGACUACAUCAUUUCAGCUGUU
Molecule: messenger RNA, 2782 nt
Organism: Fundulus heteroclitus (mummichog)
Lineage: Eukaryota; Metazoa; Chordata; Actinopteri; Cyprinodontiformes; Fundulidae
Product: solute carrier family 35 member D3
Exons: 4
Coding region: 437-1756 (439 amino acids)
Cellular component (GO): Golgi apparatus
Molecular function (GO): antiporter activity
Source: RefSeq, a predicted model, not a curated record